AUGUUGAAACUAAAUCUGACAAUGAAAGAUAUUGAACAACUAAUUCAGUAUAAACAAGGAGAUUCUAGUAGACCCGUAGGUCUAUCUAAGCUCCAAUGGCAGCGACUUCAAAGGAAUGCAGAGAGGUUUCUGCUCUACAAUAACAAGUUGUACUACGUAGCCUGUAGCACAGAAGGCAAGAACCUGCUCGAAGUAAUCGGCAAUGAUGACUCUGUGAGACUAAAGAGCCUCGUCCAAGCCCAGCACAUCAAAGAGAAGCAUGCAUCGACAAAGAAUGUUUAUAGAUUCCUGCGAAAACAGUAUAUGGGCUUCACUCGACAAACUAUUCUCAGAAUAGCUACCGAUUGCUCUAGAUGCAACAAGCCUCCUCCACCAAAGCAAACCAUUCCCCUGCUGGAUAUUGAAGAUGUGCCGCCAAGAAUGCACUUGCUAAUUGACUUUAUUGAUAUGCGCUAUUGUGCCGAAGCAAACGAUGGAUAUGGAUGGAUUUUGACAACUAUAGAUGUUUAUUCUAAGUAUCUAGUGGCUAUGAAAAUGAAGCGAAAAACAGGCAAAGCUGUUGUUAAACAGCUGCAACAACAGUUUGCUGUGUUUGGUUGUCCAUGGAUAGUAAAAAGCAACAAUGACCCUGGGUUUGUCAAUGUUGGCGUCAUCGCUUUUAUGAAGGAGUUCGAUAUUGAAUACAGGCACGACUCUCCUCGGCCUCCACAAAGCCAAGGUAAAGUGGAGUGUGUUAAUCAAAGUAUAAUUCAGGGUUUGUUCAAGGAUAGAUCAAGUGACAAUCCCGAUCGUUGGAUUGAUCAGUUGAAUGAUGUUGUUAGGUCCUAUAACGAACAAUGGCAUCAAGCCAUCAACAAUACGCCUAUUGACGUGUGUUAUGGCUGGCCGAUGACUAACGGCCGCCCACUCCAGGAUGAAGAAUGUCAAAUGGUUUAUGACUAA
This is a messenger RNA of Nematocida homosporus, 942 nucleotides long. RefSeq lists its product as uncharacterized. Gene Ontology annotation, biological process: DNA integration. Gene Ontology annotation, molecular function: nucleic acid binding. NCBI's taxonomy places the organism in Eukaryota, Fungi, Microsporidia. The record is from RefSeq and is a predicted model, not a curated record. The transcript has a single exon. The coding region runs from base 1 to 942 and encodes 313 amino acids.